Magnusiomyces paraingens is the source of this 564-nucleotide messenger RNA. RefSeq lists its product as uncharacterized. The transcript has 2 exons. The coding region runs from base 1 to 564 and encodes 187 amino acids. Lineage: Eukaryota; Fungi; Ascomycota; Dipodascomycetes; Dipodascales; Dipodascaceae. The record is from RefSeq and is a predicted model, not a curated record.
AUGGACACCCAGACUGAAUCUCACCAAGAGCCUGAAACUGAAAAGCCUGUCUUAGUAUCAGCUAAUCAAGAAGCCACUUCAAUUAAUUCUGUUGAAUCACAGCAGCAACAGCAACAGCAGCAGCAACAACAACAACAACAACUACUACAACAACAACAACUACUACAACAACAACAACUACUACAACAACAACCAUCAGCGUACCAACUCAACACGGCACUAUUACGACCACAACUGGGCAAUAACGAUAUCGGUGACAGCAAAGAUGGAGCAUACACUCGGCGAUGGCUGAACCAGGAAGUCACACCAGCAUUACUAGAAGGCAUGCGAUACCUUGCACGUGAAAAACCACAGGAUCCUUUGCGUGCUCUCGGUCAGUAUUUACUGAACAAAGCUGACCAGAAAUACCAAUCUGCCAAUGGCACUAGUAACGGCAGCAGUAACGGUACUAUCACUCCCAGUACUACAGCUCCUACUACUAUUCCAACUACUACUACAACUACCAAGCUUAAUGACACUCCAAUAACCAAUACACCUGAAAUUGAACCCAUUCUUGACGAUUAG